AUGGAGGAGUACAUCAACCACAUCGCUGCUACUUCUGCACCCAAAGCAAUGACCCUGACUGAACUCCACAACUGCACCGAACGCGAUGCGACCCUGCAAGCUGUCAUUCACGCCAUCCGUUUUGGCAAAUGGGAGAUCGCGAAACAACGACCCGGUGUUAACACGGCAUCAUUCGAUCGAAUUCACAAAGUACCUGGCAUGGGUACGCACUUUAUGGUAAUCUCCAACGACUUCUUACGCUACGUCGUCAUGGAACCAGUGUCCUCUCUUACAGCAAAUACUGUCAUACCUGUCAUUGACAAGAUCAUUGGAGAAUUCGGUGUACCCGAUGUGGUCAAGUCGGAUAACGGAUCCCCCUUCAACAGCAGCGCAUUCUCUGACUACGCACGGCACAAAGGCGUCAAGCAUCGUAAUAUUACUCCCCUGUGGCCGCUCGCAAACGCCGAGGCAGAACGCUUUAUGAAGACGGUGAAGAAGUCCAUUAAAGCUGCCAUAGCGGAAGGGAAAAGCUAG
This is a messenger RNA of Priapulus caudatus, 513 nucleotides long. RefSeq lists its product as uncharacterized. Gene Ontology annotation, biological process: DNA integration. Gene Ontology annotation, molecular function: nucleic acid binding. The coding region runs from base 1 to 513 and encodes 170 amino acids. Lineage: Eukaryota; Metazoa; Priapulida; Priapulimorpha; Priapulimorphida; Priapulidae. The transcript has 2 exons. The record is from RefSeq and is a predicted model, not a curated record.